AUGAGCAUUCAGAACUAGAACUAAAAUUCAUAAAAUCAAUAAAUAGGAGGCUUUGACAUCUUGAGAUUAUGCCAGCCUAGCAUGGAACAUCUGAAUGAUGACUUUAUUUGUGGAAUUUGUGAAAAAUAGCAAAAGAGGAAUAAUUAGUCAUCUUAUGAAAAGCAAUGUAAAUCAUGCCAUAAUAACAAUGGAAAUUAUAAAUAACCAUAGCAAGAGUCAAUGAAGAUAUUACAUAACUAUUAAAUCUCUUGCUCAAAUUGCCAGAAACCAUUCCCUAUCCAAGAAAUACUUAUUCACGAGGGGGUUUGUAAGAAAUAAAAAUGCUCUAAUGAGCUAUGUGGCUUGUCUCUUGAAGGAAUGCCUGAUACAGUUAGUUUUACAAUUAAUGGAGAGGAAAAGAUAUCUUGCAGCAAGAAAUGUAAGAAAGUAACCAAAUUUGGUUACAUAUUGAAGAAGAGCACAGAAACAGAAGUUCUAAGAGCCUUCGAAACUAUGCUGAGAAAGAAGAUUUCCAAAAAGUAAAAGUAGCAAUAGUAGUAAAACUUGUCUAUAUCAAAUGCUGCCGGAUAGAUAUUUUAGUAUCAGACAAUAGCCCAUCAAAGAGGGGUAACUCAAAGGAAUGAGUCUCUUGACUAGCCACUCAGUGGAAAUUAAAAGAGAUAAGGGUUUGCAACUCAGAGAAAAGCAAAAUCUGAUGUUGAGGAAAACAAGGACUAGAGUAGGUUAAAUAUUCCAAUGUUUGGGUUCUUAAGCGAGUUCCAUGACUUCUGCUGGGAUGUAGAUAACUCCUCAAAAGAGGUUGUUUUUUCUUAAGACUAUAGACAUGCCUUCUUGUGUGAAUCAAAUUAUUAUUUCAGAACUAUAAUCUCAAACAGACCUUUCUCUGACGGUGUACAUUAUUGGGAGAUAAUUGCUGAUUCUAGAACAGAACAUGAGUUAAAAGUUGGCAUUACUACCUAAUAAACAUUCAAUGUGAACUCAUCGUUCUCAGAUUAUGAAUUCGGAUUCGCCUACUAUGGACUAGGACAACUAAGACAUGGCUCAAAUGCAGUUGGAGAGCCAUAUGGUAAACAAUUCAAAAAGAAAGGAAUUCUUGGAGUGUGCCUCAAUAUGAUAAAUGGUUCUCUUUCAUUUGCUUUAGAUGGUGAAUACAUGGGCAUGGCCUUUGAGGAUCCAUCUUUAAAGAAGGGUCCAAUUUAUGCUGCUAUAUCUUUGUUACACAUAGCAGGAUGCACCUUGAUUUCUGAUCCAGCUGAGACAAGCCAGUAGCUACAGUCUUCCCAUUAAUCAUCUUCUCUUGCUGUUGAAAUAACCUAGAACUAAUUAUCUGCUGGUAGCGUUUAGCAAUCUCCUUUGAUUGGGAAUCUAGGUAACUAAAUGAAAACCUAGAGUUCCUUUGGGCUAAAUAAGAAAUCAUAAGACGGUGCUUUUAUCAAUAAAUUUUAUGAUAAAACUUUCGCCUAAGCCUUCGAGGGUCAUAUAUAAUACGAGAUUCAUAAUAAAAAGCUUCAGGAUGUCAAGGAAGAAAUUAAAAAGUUGAAAUAGACUAAAAAGGAGGAAAAUAAUACUAGAAUUUCGCAGAUAGAAAAGGUCAAGUUGAUCAAGAAUCAAAGCCACUCUUUCAGAUAAAAUGAAAGGGUCAAUGAGAUUCUCAAGCAUAAUCAAUUGCUAUUGGAAAAACUCUAUGACAUCUAGAUUUAAAAGUUAAAAUAAUCGCCAACUAAUGCAGAGGAGAAAAAUGCAAAGAAAAAUAGCUUACAUUAUAACUUCAAAAAGCAAUAGGCUGAAUAGAUUGAUUAGGAAAAUCUACGAAUUAUGUACAAGAUAGUUAACAUUGAGUCUUCUAUCCGUAAAAAGAAAAUGGACGACUAAUAUAAGGAAUAUAGAAAAUUGAAGAAAAAUUUGAGCAAGCUUCCAUAGUAUGAUAUUGAUAAAUUGGUGGAGAACACCAAGAAAACUUUCCAACAUGUAGAAAGUAAAACGUCCAAUUUUUUGCCAGCGAUAGUAGUAAAACAUUAAAGAUCACAGAGUACAGUUGAAAAGAAAAAAAGAGAUGAUAAGGAUAUAGAAGUAAAGUCUAAGAAAUUUAAGCUUUCUUAAAAACCUUCUCCAACACACUCUCAAUCUCCAGAAGAAGCGCUGGAUGAAGAUGACAAUAACUUUGAGUUCCAGAAAGAGAUUGUAGAUAAAGUUCUAGCAGAGAAAAGAAUUAAGAAAACUUAAAAGCAGAAUAAAAAACUCUUAAAUACUCAUGAAACGAACCAAUAAAAGUAAAAGGAGGGAUCUAAAUCUCCUGCAAGGUAAAAGAAAAAGAAGAACAAAUCUAAGGUGUUUAUGAUUCAUUAGAAGAGCCUCGAGAUAUUCUAAGAAAUAGACUCUGACAAGGAUAAAAAAUCAAAUAAUGAGACUCUAAACAACACUUAAUUGGAUGAUUUAUAAGAAAACUCUCAAACUCUUUCUCAGCAAUAAUAAGAGCUUUAAUAGCAUUAAGAGCAAUCAGAAUAAAAAGAUUGA
This is a messenger RNA of Stylonychia lemnae, 2514 nucleotides long. NCBI's taxonomy places the organism in Eukaryota, Ciliophora, Spirotrichea, Sporadotrichida, Oxytrichidae. The record is from the annotation of a GenBank genome assembly.